CUUCUCCCUCCACAUUUCUCACAUCUUCUUUCCCUCCCCUUGCACCUUCUCUGGCACAGUCUCCAGAAUGGAGUUACCGGUAAGGACACCGGUUUCCGGUGGCCGGAAAACACAGUAUAGAAUAGAAACCAAGAAACUCUCUUACAGGUUAUGUCGGCAGGUCGACGAAUACAGAUGGUUAUAUUGCCAUGGGAGUUCUGGGUGCACUACUAGAUUCGUUCUAAGGAAUGUUGAUUGUGUAGCGAAGGCUGGGGAGCUCACUGUAAUUGCUGGGCCUAGUGGAGCUGGGAAGACUACACUGUUGGAAAUUCUUGCCGGAAUUAACCGGCCGGCUAAAGUUUCAGGUCAGGUUCUCGUCAAUGGCCAGCCCAUGGAUGCUGCGCAUUUUCGGAGAGUGUCGGGCUAUGUCACCCAACAUGACGCGCUCUUCCCACUGUUGACAGUGGAAGAAACUCUCAUGUAUAGUGCCCGUCUGAGGGGAUGUGGUGGGCCUAGCGUGGCAGCAGCUAGAGUGAGAGAACUACUGAAGGAGCUGGGGUUGGACCAUGUGGCGGGUUCGAGAAUCGGUGGGGAUUCCUCUCGUGGCAUCUCCGGCGGUGAGAAGCGCAGAGUCUCGAUUGGGGUUGAUUUAGUGCAUGACCCAUCUGUUCUUCUGAUCGACGAGCCGACGUCUGGUUUGGACUCUGCAUCCGCUCUUCAUGUGGUCUCAUUGCUUAAGUCAAUGGUGGUGAAUCAAGGUAAGACAAUUGUUCUGAGCAUUCAUCAACCCGGUUUCCGUAUUCUCGAGCUAUUUGAUCAAGUUGUUCUGCUAUCAAAUGGAACUGUUCUUCACCAUGGAUCACUGUGUUACCUUGAGGAGAGGCUAAAGAAAGCUGGCCACUGUAUUCCUCGACAUGUAAAUGUGCUUGAGUUCGCUCUUAGUGUGACAGAUACUCUGGAGAAAGUUAAUAGAGACCCAGAAGAAGAUGAGCAAGAAGAGCAGCAGUUAAUGAGAACUAUAUAUGAUUAUGUUGAAGAAAAGCAUCUAUUCUAUCCAAAUUCUCGGUUUCAGGAGGUCUUAAUUCUAAGCCAGAGAUUCUGCAAUAACACAUUCAGAACCAAGCAACUUUUCGCAGCAAGAAUGAUUCAAGCCAUAGUAGCCGGGGUAGUGCUGGGUACCAUCUUCAUGAAUGCUAAUAAUGACAGAAGCUGGGCCCAGUUGCAGACCAGACUGGGCUUCUUUGCUUUCAGUCUCACCUUCUUGCUCUCCUCAACAGCAGAAGGUCUUCCAAUUUUCUUACAGGAGAGAAGAAUUUUGAUGAGAGAGACUUCCAGAGGAGCCUACAGAGUCUCAUCCUAUGUAAUUGCCAACACCCUGGUCUUCCUUCCUUUCCUUCUACUGUUUGCUCUUCUCUUCAGCAUCCCCGUAUUGAUGUCGAAUUCAUUUGCUGCAUGCUUCAGUGCUCUGGUGCCGAAUUUCAUCAUGGGGACCUCCUUGAUAGCUGGGUUUAUGGGUUCUUUUUUCCUCUUCUCAGGGUACUUUAUAGCAAAAGCCAGCAUACCCAAUUACUGGAUUUUCAUGCAUUACUUGAGUUUGUUCAAGUACCCAUUUGAGUGCUUUAUGAUAAAUGAGUAUGGGGGAGAGAAGGGGAGGAGAAUGUGCUUGGUGAGAGAGGGAGGAGUAUGCAUUUUCUAUGGGGAUGGGUUCUUGAGACAGCAGGAAUUGAGAGAGUUGCAGAAAUGGAGAAAUUUAGGGGUGAUGUUCAGUUUCAUUGUUGGGUACAGAGUGCUUUCUUAUUUGAUUUUGUGGUAUAGAUGUUAUAGGACCAGAAAUUAGAAGGGUUUCUUUUUCUCUAUCUGUUAAAUGGGAAAAAGGAAAGGAACAAAUUAGGGGAUUUUAUUUGUUCAAUUGGUCAUGAUAUUUGAA
Messenger RNA from Nelumbo nucifera (sacred lotus), 1906 nucleotides. Lineage: Eukaryota; Viridiplantae; Streptophyta; Magnoliopsida; Proteales; Nelumbonaceae. The record is from RefSeq and is a predicted model, not a curated record.